UUCUCACACACACGUUCAAUCCAUAUUGUCUAUUCUACAAAUAGACAUAACCUUACUUAUGCUGUAGCAUUCGCGAGUCUUGACUUUUGGUGUUCUAGGACAUUCUCUGAGAAGAUAUUUAGCUAUCGAUAGUUUUGGAGCUAUGGGAGGCAACACGGAGGUUGAGAAGAAGGAUCAGGAGGUAGCUAGUCUCGAGGAAUAUCCCCCUGAACUUCUCAUCAAGCAUCCACUUCAAAAUACGUGGACAUUCUGGUACUAUACACACGACAGGCAAAAGACGUGGGAAGAAAGUCAAAGAGAGAUCUCCAGCUUCGAUACAGUUGAGGAUUUCUGGGCGUUGUACAAUCACAUUAUCUUGGCUUCUGAGCUGAAACAGGGCUGCGAUUACAGUAUGUUCAAAAAGGGAAUCCGGCCAAUGUGGGAGGACGAUGCUAAUAAACAGGGUGGAAGAUGGCUCAUGCAGCUGGAUAAGAAGCAGAGAACCUACGAUCUUGAUCGUCUCUGGCUUGAGAUACUCCUUUGCAUGAUUGGUGAGGCUUUUGAUGAUUACUCUGAUGAUAUUUGUGGGGCUGUUGUCAAUGUCAGGACCAAGGGAGAUAAAUUGGCUGCGUGGACGGCUGAUGCUACAAGAUCACAGAGUGUCUUAGAGAUUGGGAGAAAAUUGAAGGAACGAUUGGGAAUUCAUCAAAGACAGACCAUAGGAUAUCAAGUACACAAAGACACAAUGAUAAAGGCUGGAAGUGCCACGAAGAAUACUUAUCAAGUUUAGAUGGAAUAUUUUUAUGUUUUUCAUCGCAGUUAAUUUAAUAAAGUAUAUUCGUUGAGCAAAAAAAAAUUGCAUCGAAAUAAAAAAUUAACUAAAAUUUUGCCAACGAAUUUUAAAAACCAUCACGGAGGCGUUUAUCAUAGAGUGCAAAUGUGUCGAGUCUACAAAGUAAUUUUCAACUUGAACAAAAUGUUGAUCCCAUUUUUCUUCUGUAAUUCAAUGAUCUUGGCUAAGACGAGUGACCGUACAUUUAUUUAGAGGAAGUAUUAACUGAUUAAAUACAAAAUGGAUAAAUAACUCAGAGGGGUAACAUUGUAUCAUACUUAGAUUUAUUAGGUUUACGGGAAAUACGUGCGGGUUGUUGUAUUUCUGUGUUGCAAAGUUUGUUUCUAAGCCAUAGACAAUGUAAAGCCCCUGAAUAGUUAAUUCUACGAUUAUAUGUACGUUUACUCGAAUUUUCAUUUUAAAAAAUGCACGCAUUCAAUUUAUCGCUAGAAUAUUUCUUGUAAUUUUCAAUUUAAUAAUAAUACAUGAUUUAUAUGAAAAA
Diachasmimorpha longicaudata is the source of this 1313-nucleotide messenger RNA. It is a transcript of the gene eIF4E4, whose product is annotated as eukaryotic translation initiation factor 4E-1A-like. The transcript is spliced from 4 exons. The record is from RefSeq and is a predicted model, not a curated record. Gene Ontology annotation, biological process: translational initiation. Gene Ontology annotation, cellular component: eukaryotic translation initiation factor 4F complex; cytoplasm. The coding region runs from base 143 to 769 and encodes 208 amino acids. Gene Ontology annotation, molecular function: translation initiation factor activity; RNA 7-methylguanosine cap binding. NCBI's taxonomy places the organism in Eukaryota, Metazoa, Arthropoda, Insecta, Hymenoptera, Braconidae.